AUGACUCAACCUCGCCCGUCCGAAUCAGUUCGGGCUAUCAUAGAGAGCGCCGUUCCAAACAUAAGGCUUGAGACUGUCUCUAUAAUAUCUACAAAACGACUUCUGAGGGCUUUCAAGGUCAAGCUCGCUAACGAGCGGACCUUGUUAUUAAAAUUAUUACCACCGCCCUCAAGGUUGCUUCGCUACGAGAAAUGGUUCGUGCAAUCAGAGGCAGCCGUCGUUGAGUGGUUAUCACAAGAUGCUUGCGAGCGAGACGACAAGGGCUCUCAGAGCCCUGACGAGAAGAGAGCUGGUAAACGCCCCCGCGAGGCGUACCCGACAACAAGGCGGUCAGAUCAGACUGCCUCGGCUAAACCAUCUUCAUUCGAGAGCCAACUACGAAGAUACCUGCCGACUCUAAUCGUACACUCUUCCAUUUCAACAGAGACUAGCUCUGCAUUUUGUCUGUUCGAGCCAACACUAGGCGACCCUAUAUCGAGCCUGGGGAAACCUCUAACGCUCGCAGAACGGAGGUCUGUCGAUUUUCAGAAGGGUCGCCUCAUACGGUGCAUUGCCAAUGUCAAGUCACCAAAUGGAAGGUUUGGCCAAGUAGCAACAGUGCUCGAGCAACCUCACGUCUCUGAUGAGAGUAAGAGAGUACUUCAAGAAACAAAACUGGACUUUGACGGCGCAGACGGUUGGAGAAAGACCUUUCACCUGCUUCUCGAGGGCAUCCUCAGAGACGCCGAGGACCGAGCAGUAACGAUGAGUUACGAAUUAGUCAGGACAACAUUCCGCAAGUUCGCCCAUUUACUCGAUGCUAUCACGACACCCCGACUAGUGGUCAUUGAUGGCGACGAAGACGAAGUCGUGCUUGUAGAGGAGCCAGAAAAAGUAAAAACCAAUCAGGAAGAGGACAAGCUCGAGACGUUGAAAGAGAGCGCCAGGAUAAAAGUGGAACCUGAAGAUUCUGAUGCUGAGUCCCAACAACAACACAACACAAGAGUCCUCGAGAUUACGGGGCUACAAGACUGGAGUAACUGCAUAUUCGGUGACCCAUUGUUCGCGACAGUCUUCUCGCAUACAACGCCUGAAUUCGAACACGGGUUUCGUCAGAUCAACAGAGACAAGGAUUCUGAUGAACUCCACGAUAUCAAAGAAGAAGAUCAUGCUACUAGUAGCGAUGAAGAAGAAGGCAGCAAAGAGGUGAAAAAGGAAGAGGAAAAGAAAAAACAACAGGACGUCGACGUCGACAUUAUCGAAGACCCAGAGAACGCGUCGACCCGCAUCCUCCUCUACGAGUGCUACCACGCCACAGUGGCCAUCGUCAAACAGUUCUACCGGCCCGAUGCCGACAGCAGCGAGCGCGAGAUCGCCGCCCGCCGGCGGCUCGUGGCGGCGCUGGCGAAGCUCGAGCACGUCGAUGCCAGCGAGUCUGCCGGGAAGAGACCACGACGGCCAAGCGACGGCGAUUGGCCGGUGAAGCGGCCCCGAGGUGAUACCCCGGUUACAUGA
This is a messenger RNA of Xylaria bambusicola, 1494 nucleotides long. RefSeq lists its product as uncharacterized. Lineage: Eukaryota; Fungi; Ascomycota; Sordariomycetes; Xylariales; Xylariaceae. The record is from RefSeq and is a predicted model, not a curated record. The transcript has a single exon. Bases 1 to 1494 code for a protein of 497 amino acids.